Messenger RNA from Armigeres subalbatus, 1099 nucleotides. Its product is annotated as chymotrypsin-2-like. The record is from RefSeq and is a predicted model, not a curated record. Gene Ontology annotation, molecular function: serine-type endopeptidase activity. The coding region runs from base 111 to 998 and encodes 295 amino acids. The transcript has 4 exons. NCBI's taxonomy places the organism in Eukaryota, Metazoa, Arthropoda, Insecta, Diptera, Culicidae. Gene Ontology annotation, biological process: proteolysis.
UUAAAAAAAAUACUCAGGCUACGGUAUGGAACAUCUGCUGAACUACUUAUUAGUCGCAAAUUUUCCGGCCGGUAGGAGGUUUGCGCUUGCGAUUCAUUAUCAACGUUACAAUGAAGUUUCGGAUCGGCUAUUGUGUGUUGCUUUUAACUGUUAGUACCUGCAUUCGUGGUUCAAUAUUCGAUGACGCAAUAUAUAUACAACAUCAUCGAAGAACACCGGCUCUGUUUACACUUCUUCGCAAAUACUCAUUGUGGCCUCCAAAUCCGGUGAUCGCGGAUCCGGUUUCAUACGAUUCUUCGACAGAUACACAGCCCUUCAUUGUAGGAGGGGACUCAACCGCUAUCGAGCUGUAUCCCUACCAAUUGUCGCUGAGAAAUGGUGGAGUACAUAUCUGUGGUGCUACGAUUAUUGCAAAUAAAUGGGCUCUUACCGCAGCGCACUGUCUAGAUGAUGGAAGUUCGGCUUCUUGGAUAACAUUUCGUGGUGGUAGCCCGCAUAGGCUGGCUGGUGGAUAUAUUUUUCAUGCAGUGCAGUUGAUUCUUCACGAAAAAUAUGAUUCCGAAACAUUUGUCUACGAUGUGGCGGUUGUACAAAUUGCCGAGAAUUUUUUUGUAGACUCCCUAAGUGCAGCUUCCUUAAUAGAUAGUAGCAUUACGGUGAGCUGUCCGGAUGAGCUGGCAGUGGUAAUUGGAUGGGGCAUGGAUGUGAAUGGCUAUAUACCGACCAUUCUCCAAGAGCUUCGAGUGUUGAUUCAGCCGACUGAUAUUUGCCGAAAAAUGUGGAUUGAAAAGAUUACUGACAGUAUGAUAUGCGCUGGAGGUGUGAUUGGCGAGGACACCUGCAAUGGGGAUAGCGGAGGACCACUGAUAUGUGACGGCUACCAGAUGGGUAUUGUGUCAUGGGGAUCCACAGCUUGUGCCAUUGCUAUGCCAGCAGUGUUUACCAAUAUUGCCGAUCCUGAGAUUCGCAGCUUUAUUCGAGAAAAUGCCGGCGUAUAGAUAUGCCGGAAUCAGAUGACCAACUUUUUAUGAGUACAUUUUAUCUCUAGGAAUAAUAACAGGUGGUGGUUGAUAUGGCAUAUAAAUAAAAGAAUGUAAAC